This is a messenger RNA of Gadus chalcogrammus (walleye pollock), 1121 nucleotides long. It is a transcript of the gene purab, whose product is annotated as purine-rich element binding protein Ab. Gene Ontology annotation, molecular function: purine-rich negative regulatory element binding; RNA polymerase II transcription regulatory region sequence-specific DNA binding; DNA-binding transcription factor activity, RNA polymerase II-specific. Gene Ontology annotation, cellular component: nucleus. The coding region runs from base 69 to 914 and encodes 281 amino acids. The transcript has a single exon. The record is from RefSeq and is a predicted model, not a curated record. Gene Ontology annotation, biological process: regulation of transcription by RNA polymerase II. Lineage: Eukaryota; Metazoa; Chordata; Actinopteri; Gadiformes; Gadidae.
GUUUGACAGGCAGUCGAGGUUGCAGCAGGCAGAGGGAGACGGCGGAAGGUAAGCAGGGAGGCAGCAUCAUGGCGGACAGAGACAGUGGCAGUGACCACGGAGGGCCCGCGGCAGGCCCCGGCUCGCUGCCUCCGGGCGCGAUGGGCGCCGUGUCGCGUCUGCAGCACGACACCGAAGAGCUCGCCUCGAAGCGCGUCGACAUCCAGAACAAGCGCUUCUACCUGGACGUGAAGCAGAAUGCUAAAGGCCGCUUCCUAAAGAUAGCCGAGGUCGGGGCUGGGGGAAAUAAGAGCCGCCUCACUCUCUCCAUGUCUGUGGCCGUGGAGUUCCGCGAUUAUCUCGGCGACUUUAUCGAACAUUACGCCCAGCUAGGCCCGAGCAACCCGGACAUUGUGCAGGAUGAGCCUCGACGCGCGCUCAAGAGCGAAUUUCUGGUACGGGAGAAUCGGAAAUAUUACAUGGAUCUGAAAGAGAACCAGAGGGGGCGGUUCCUCAGGAUCCGACAGACCGUUAAUCGGGGGCCCGGAUUGGGAAGCGCACAAGGCCAGACCAUCGCUCUACCGGCCCAGGGGCUGAUCGAGUUCCGCGACGCUUUGGCCAAACUCAUCGACGACUACGGGGUAGACGAAGAGCCGGCGGAGCUGCCCGAGGGCACCUCGUUGACGGUCGACAACAAGCGCUUCUUCUUCGACGUGGGCUCCAAUAAAUACGGCGUCUUCAUGCGGGUCAGCGAGGUGAAGCCCACCUACCGGAACUCCAUCACGGUGCCGUGCAAAGUGUGGUCCAAAUUCGGCAACACCUUCUGUAAGUACGCGGACGAGAUGAGGAAGAUCCAGGAGAGGAGUAGAGAGAAGCGCGCCUCCGAGCUGCUCCCCGAGGGGCCGCACGGGGGCGACGAGGGAGACGACGACUGACGCGGAGCCGCACGCGGCGGCGGAGGCGGAAAAGAAGAAGAAGAAGAAGAAGAAGAAGAGCGAAAAGAGAUGAUGAAAAAAUACAUGAACCACGCAAACAAAAAACUGAACUUUAAGAAAAAUAACAGACUUUAACUGUAAAAUAGAGACGAGAGAAUUCCAAGGGAAUCACCCCCACCAUCACCACCACCAACAACACUACCACCA